AUGGUUGCCCAAAUUUAACAAAAUUAUUAAGAGAACGUUUUUACUAAGAGUUAAAGCAUCAAACAAACAAACACACACAAAAAAGGUGGAUUUGAGUAAAAAGAUUAGAAAAGUUAUUAGCAAAGUAUAGUAAUUAAAAACCGUGUAAUUAAGGAGGAAAAUGACAGGAGUUAGUACAUCAUGUGGAGCAUGCAAAUUUCUAAGGAGGAAAUGUACAAUUGAAUGUGUUUUUGCACCUUAUUUUAGCUAUGAUGAGGCAGUUGCUCAUUUUGCAGCAGUUCACAAAGUAUUUGGGGCAAGUAAUGUUUCAAGGUUGCUUCUUCAUCUCCCUGAACACUUUAGGGGUGAAGCUGCCUUGACAAUUUCUUUCGAAGCUAUCGCUCGAAUGAGAGAUCCUGUUUAUGGUUGUGUUGCCUAUAUUCAUGCCCUUCAACAAGAGGUAGCAAGUUUACAAGAGGAGAUAGAAGUUAUAGGCAACCAAAUGGUGAAUACCAUGAGCAUUGGAAUUACUAGUGAUUGUGAAGGUUCUCAAGCAACCAACAACAAUCUACUUACCUAUGAUACAUCAUCACCCUUAUUAUUAUGUUCACAAGAAUAUGAAAUCAUCAAUAAUUUACCAGAAGAAUGGAAUACUACUAGUACAAAUUAUCAAGUGGAACCAGUCAUACAUGCAGACAACAAUGGAUCAUCAUGCAGCACCCAAAUGAUGUUCAACAAUCAUAUGAUCAACUUAUUACCAGGACAAAAUAAUCUUUUUGGUAAUGGAUAUGGGCCCCAAGAAUGUCUUCUAGAAGGGUUAAUUAACCUUGAAACUUUUGAUAAUUCUUCUCUUUUUGGCUGCUUAUCUCACACUCCCUCAAUCCAAUAGUUUAUAAUUAUUUUAUUUGAAUUUGAGUCAUGCUAAAUAGUUACGGAGUAAAUUUUAGCUAGCUAACUGGUAGCGAAAUGACCCACUUAUACACUUACUUUAUCUACUACGGAGUAAUCCUAUAUUACAUUAUAAGGUAAGAAUAUAUACUUGGGUUUUCGCCUUCUUUUAGCUAACUAAAAUUUACGUACCCUGGGACAGGGAGUCCAGUUAUAUAGAGGAGUUGGUGUUUAUAAUGUAAUUAGUUGCUAGUGUGUAUAAUAGUACAGUGCGUUUGCUUCAUAUUGA
This is a messenger RNA of Chenopodium quinoa (quinoa), 1156 nucleotides long. RefSeq names its product LOB domain-containing protein 33-like. The transcript has 2 exons. Gene Ontology annotation, cellular component: nucleus. The record is from RefSeq and is a predicted model, not a curated record. Lineage: Eukaryota; Viridiplantae; Streptophyta; Magnoliopsida; Caryophyllales; Amaranthaceae. Bases 161 to 868 code for a protein of 235 amino acids. Gene Ontology annotation, biological process: hormone-mediated signaling pathway; positive regulation of DNA-templated transcription.